CCGUGGGAAAAACUUCUCUUUUCCAAUUAAUGGUUAAUCUUAUUCAGUAACGUAAGGGACUUAAAAACGCUAACUUUGUCCUGUUUGCCGAGAAGGAGAUCAUUGUUACUGCAGGGGUGGUACUGUUGGGGAAAUUUAUGGGCUGUACGAGCCUUUUGGCUUUGUACACUUCGUCAAAGGCGAUGUGGGGGGAGCCUGAAUGCUAUAUUCAUCCAUGAAGAAACAAAGAACAAAUUGCCUUACUUUAAAGUAAAAUGCUCUGACUAAUGAAGGCCCUUCCCUCUGUCUGGUCCAAUUUCAGUCCUUGGUCACAUGCUGACGGUCUCAUUGAUAUUGAGAUUGCAGGGGUAUAACUAUGGAUGCUCAUUUGCUUACAGAACAUACAUGACUAAAGUGACACCCCAGACUCUUUUGAGCAAUUGUUAAGGGAUACUUUAACCUGAGAAUGAAGAGAUAAACACUUACUCGGCAGAGCCGUAUGAUUGAAACCACAACCCAGCCCUCUGUUAUUGGACAAGGCUGUGUCCUUCUGCCCCAAAAAACCGAUGUUGCAGUAGUUCAGAUGGAUCACAACAAAGAGGCAGAAAUGGAAUUACGAAGAUCCUCUAGUCCUAGCAAGUUAAACAAGAAUGAUGUUGAUGGCGACAAGUCCAUGUGCCACAGCUGCUGCAUCUGUGGUAAAAGUUUUCCUUUUCAGAGCUCCCUGUCUCAGCAUAUGAGGAAGCACACAGGAGAGAAGCCCUAUAAAUGUCCUUAUUGCGACCAUAGAGCUUCCCAAAAGGGCAACUUGAAGAUACACAUUCGGAGUCAUAGAACAGGCACUUUAAGUCAUGGGCAUGAGGUGGAGUUGGGAGAAGCACAGCUUGGAGAGAUGGGAGUCUCAGAAGGCCUUGAUGGAUGCACUAGCCCCACUAAAAGUACAUCUGCCUGCAACAAGAUUCUGAAUGGGGCAACCCAGACAGACAACAGCAAGAUUUUGUUGAGAAGCAGCAAGAAAGAGCUUGUCACAGAGACACUGCCUGCAGAAGAUGGUAAGCAACCCACUUAUCAGUGCACCUUCUGCAAAAACAAAUUUGAGAGAAAAAAAGACCUGGAACAGCACCUACACCAAGUCCAUAAGCCAUACAAAUGCAGGCUUUGUAAUUACAUGACACUGAGAGAAGAGACGCUGUUAAACCACAUAGAGAAAGACCAUAUUACAGCUCAAAUUCCAAAUGGGGAAGCUUAUUCUGAGAAUUGCAAGAGUGAGCUGAAUACAGGGGAAUUUCCUUGUGAAGUCUGUGGUCAGGCCUUCAGUCAAACCUGGUUUCUCAAAGCUCAUAUGAAAAAGCAUAGGGGAUCCUUUGAUCAUGGAUGCCACAUUUGUGGCAGAAGAUUUAAAGAACCCUGGUUUCUCAAAAACCACAUGAAAUCACAUGGCCCAAAGACUGGGAGCAAAAACAAACCAAAAAAUGAUUUAGAGCCCAUAGCCACUAUUAAUAAUGUGAUUCAGGAGGAAACAAUUGUGACCGGCUUAUCUCUGUAUGAAGUUUGCACCAAGUGUGGAAAUCUGUUUACAAAUAUGGAAAGCCUGAAAGCGCAUAAUGCUGUACACUUCAGAGCUCAAAGAAGCAGUACUGAGUACAAAGCUGAGGGGUUAAUUGAUGGAAGCCUAGAUCCAUCUGUAACAAAGCAGUUUUUCUUACAGUGCCUGAAUCUGAGGCCAUCUGUAGGGAUAGAUAGAGUUACAAGAGGACAGCCUGGAAAAAGGGUAGCUGAGCUGGAUCCAGUCAAUAGCUACCAGGCCUGGCAGCUGGCCACCAAAGGAAAAGUAGCAGAGCCCUCUGAGUAUGUAAAAUAUGUGGGAUGGGAUGAAGCCCUUGCUGAUGCAGAUGUGACUUAUGACAAGGAUAAGAGAGAAUAUAUUCUUGUCAGCCAGGAGAAGCGGAAGCGAGAUCAGGAUUCACCCAGUUCUUCCAGCAAUCCCAAGAAGAAAAGCUGUGUCAGUGGGCGCUUGGAGAAGAACAGCAAUGUGCAACAAGGAGAAAAUGGUAUUCUUGCCCAGAACGACCUGGACUAUAGACCCUCGUCAAGGCAGAGCAGAAGGGCAUCCCAGAACAAAUCCACCGAGUGUUUUGAGUGUGGCAAGAUUUUCCGUACCUACCACCAAAUGGUGCUUCAUUCUCGGGUACACAGAAAAGAACGCAGGAGCUGCAGUGAGAGUGGGGCCAUUGUUCAGCCAGAUCGGUAUGGAUCCAGCAGCGAGGAAGGGGAUUCUGGUUCUGUUAGUGGGCCGAGCACACCAGGCUCAGCUUCUGCCCCAGAAGAUUCUGUGACCUCUGGAAUGGGUGAGGAGGGUGCUGAGGACAGCUCUGAGGAAGGAGUUCCUGAACCAUCACUAGGUAAACCAUCAUACACAACGGUUCUCCCCCCUUUCUCCUAAGCUACCAUUUCUUUGUCUCUAGCUCUUUUAGAUCCCAUGCCUCUUAGCCUCCUGGGGUCUGAAUGUGGGACACAGCAAGGAGCAAAGGAGCAAAAUGAGAGAGGAGCAAAAUACCAUAAGAAGCUUAAAAUUAAUGUGGAUCAAUUCUGUAGCCUAAUUAACAUUGUUUAUAGUCUCAGUUCCAUGAUUCAACAUUUCUGUUGUAAAUAAUAAAAGUGAGAUCACAGGAGGUCUUUGCAAGAUGCAGGUAAAUUUGGAUUUCAAAUGAAGGACAACUGAGAGGUAGCUUAGUUACCCUUAGCAACGCAGUUACCUCUGCUGUUUGCUUCAGUAUUUCUGCUGUUAGCUUCAAUAUAUCAGUAUGUUUCCUGGAGAUCUAGUUUUGCCCUGAUUUACACCUUUUCUGCUGUCAGUAUACAGGUGUAAUUAGAGUUUAGUUUGCCUGCUGUAACCUUGAAACACAUAAACUUGUUAAUUACUAAUGAGAAAGGCAUUCCUUCCUCUUUUCUUUUUCUGUGCUCUGCUUCCCCAAACUUGUGUUAUAACUGUAAGGCUAUAAUUAAUCUCUCUGGAUUAAAGCAGUCCUUUGAGUUCAGUACUAGCUAAAUGAAACAAAUUAUUCCCUAAAUAGCAGCAAAGUAAAUAUUUAAAGAAAUACUGAGUACUUCUAUAUCAUUUUUAAUUUUUGUUGUUUACUUUCCUUUGUUUAUAAUACCCUGUUAGAAAUGAGAGAAAUAACAUUUCUUUCAUUACUAGCCCUAUGGUAUUUUUCCUUUUUGACAAAGUGUUUUCCCCAUUGUUUUCUUUCAUGAAGAACUAACUUGUUUUCAGGAGCUUCAGUUAGGAAAUCACUGGCACAGUUCUGGGAAAUUUUUUUAAAGAUAUCCUUUAACAACUGGUUCCUGAAUCUGGUUAAUGAAUGUCAUAGAAGAAUGAACACAAUGUAUUCCAGGAUUGUGUGUUAAGUUAUACAUAUUAUUAUUGAUGGCAAUAAUAAUGUGGUGCUGGAUAUUUUUUGUCACUGGACUUUCCCCUGUGAUCAUUUUAAGAGAGGUCAAAAUUUGAACUGAAACUAUUAAGUAUACCUCUUUAUAAAAUGCUGACAGAAUCUGCUAGAUUAGGGAUUUUCAAACUCUGGCUUGUGACUUCUAAGGGCAAGCCACUAGCUGGCCACAAAA
Molecule: messenger RNA, 3600 nt
Organism: Pelodiscus sinensis (Chinese soft-shelled turtle)
Lineage: Eukaryota; Metazoa; Chordata; Testudines; Trionychidae
Source: RefSeq, a predicted model, not a curated record